Molecule: messenger RNA, 2976 nt
Organism: Fundulus heteroclitus (mummichog)
Lineage: Eukaryota; Metazoa; Chordata; Actinopteri; Cyprinodontiformes; Fundulidae
Product: transcription initiation factor TFIID subunit 4
Exons: 15
Coding region: 142-2931 (929 amino acids)
Biological process (GO): transcription initiation at RNA polymerase II promoter; DNA-templated transcription
Cellular component (GO): transcription factor TFIID complex
Molecular function (GO): protein heterodimerization activity; RNA polymerase II general transcription initiation factor activity; DNA binding
Source: RefSeq, a predicted model, not a curated record
AAAACACCAACCGACCGAUUCUGCUUUUCCCACAGUUCACAAAACAUUUGCUACGUCUAGAUCUAUGCUCCGAAUGCAACCGGAUCCUCGGCGCAUGCGUACAUUCUAAAAAACGAUUUGCACAACAGCGAAGCAUCAAAGAUGGCGGGAGCCCCCGACCCGCUGGAGGACAUGCUGUCCACCGAGGUGGACGAGAAGGCGGUCAGCGACCUGGUGGGCUCCCUGGAGUCCCAGCUGGGCGACAGAAAACCUCCCGCGGCUUCUGAUCCGAACGGGAAGCGGGACGUGGCGGUGGCCGGCCACCUCUCAGGGAAAGCGGGGUCUUCGGAGCCUCAACAAGGGCACCAAACUGCGGGGUCGACCCGGGAACCCGGCGCCAACCAGCCUCUCUCGGAACAGACCGUUCCCUCCGCCGUUACCGCCGGGACGAUAAGAAACACCGGGACCGGGCUGCAGCCGGUAGGAGCUCCCCCUCUGACCGCGUUACCCGCACCGGUAACUCUGAGCAGCCAGCCCGCUGCUAGCUUCCCCCGGGCUGCCGUCCUGGCUCCCAGCCCGUUGGAGGCGAUCCGGACCUCCUCUCCCAGCGUACAGUCGCUGAACGGGAGCCCCGGGGCCGUCAAGGUGGAGGGCUCACCCGGCCCCCCACCACCCAGCGGGUCUGUGGGUUCACAGCCUGGACCUCCUGCCCCCCAGUCCCCGGCGGGCUCCCCCGCCGUGACCCUGCAGGGACACCCCAGCCCCGUGAUCAGCGCCGCCCAGAAUGGUUUGGACCCCAAAGGUUCUCCCUCCCUUCCAGCCGCUCAGGUCCUGAACCACAGCAACCCUCUGAUGCACACCAAGCUGCUGGUGACCAGCACCCCCCCUCCAGCUGCAGCCCAGGCCUCCAUCAUCCAGACCCAAACCGGGUCCGCCACCACUCUGGCGGGGGCCAAAUCCGCCAUCAAUGGGGUGGCGCAGCCUGCCUUGGGGGUGGUGAGGCCGGCCGGCGCUCCUGUUGGAGGUGCCACUUCCAUCCAGCCGCAGAGACCCGGACUGGUGACCGCUACGACCCGGGCGGUUGCCCCCCAGACCACCCUCGCUGUUCGGCCCCAGCAGCAGACCACCAUUCAGCUGCCACCUGGCUUCACCAUGCCUCCAGGCAUGGUUCUGGUCCGGACCGAGACGGGUCAGCUGGUCUUGGUUCCUCAGCAGGCUCUGGCCCAGGCUCAGGCCAAGCUGCAGCAGGGGCAGACGGUGGUGACCCAGAGACCCGCGGCGCCGCUGGCCGCACCCACCAUCCGGGUCAGCACCGCCCCCACGGCGCCCGGAGGCCCCCAGGCGGUCCGGCUGGCUUCACCCACUCCCACCAGAAUAGUCCAGUCUCCCUCCACCGCCACUGUACAGCCCCUCACGGUUCCUGCUGCUGGACCCGUGAAGAUGGCGGCGCCUCAGAAGACCCCCACGGUGAUCACGGCGGGAGUGACGCCGACAGUCAAGCCUGCUCCCCUGGCCGCCGCUGCCACGCCGCCUCCCGCUGCGGCGCCGGGGUCCCGGGCCCCCGUGGUGUCGCAGGAAAUGCAGGAAAACGUGAAGAAAUGCAAAAACUUCCUGUCCACGCUCAUCAAGCUGGCGUCUCACAACUCCCCGUCCCCGGAGACGUCCAAGAAUGUGAAGGCCCUCGUCCAGGACCUCCUUGACGCAAAGAUUGAACCUGAGGAGUUCACGUCUCGACUGCAGGCUGAGCUGAAGUCCUCCCCACAGCCCUACCUCAUCCCCUUCCUCAAGAAAAGCCUCCCGGCUCUGCGUCAGACUCUGCUCAACAGCCAGCAGUCUCUGACAACGGCUCCGCCCACCACCUCGGCUCCGCCUCAGACUGUCGCCGCCGCCACCAUCAUCAGGCCGCUGCAGCCCGUCAACACGGCAGGAACCACGGUCCGCCUGAACCCGCCUGUCGCUAACACGGCGGCUGUGGUACGCUCAGCCACGUGUUCUCCGGCGAUGGGCAGAACUGCAGUCCAGACUAUCCAGGCCCGCUCUCCCGUGGUCCUCAGUCAGCCACUCAGACAUCAAGCCACGCUGUUACGAGGUCCCUCGACCAUGGCGGGUAAACCUCCUGUCCACCUGGGAGCCCAGGCCAAUCAGAAGAAACCGACCGAUCCAGGGGGCGGGACCUUCAGAGACGAUGACGACAUCAACGACGUGGCGUCCAUGGCCGGGGUCAACCUUAACGAGGAAAAUGCCCGUAUCCUAGCAACAAGCUCGGAGCUAGUCGGCACGAAGAUCCGGUCCUGUAAGGACGAAUCCUUCCUGCCUCCGGGCCUGCUGCACCGCCGCAUCCUGGACUCAGCCAAGAAGCUGGGAGUGACCGAGGUGCCGCUGGACGUCGUGAACCUCAUCUCGCACGCCACCGAGUCCAGGCUGCGCUCGCUGCUGGAGAAGGCCUCUGUGAUUGCUCAGCACCGCGCAGACGGAGCUAAGGAUGAAGGGAGCCUGACCUACGAGCAGACGUCGGACGUUCGAUCCCAGCUGCGGUUCUUCGAGGCGUUGGAGCGGAUGGAGAAACAGCGAAAGGACGAACAGGAGCGAGAGAUUCUGCUGAAGGCCGCCAAGAGUCGGGCCCGACAGGAGGAUCCGGAGCAGGCUCGAUUAAAGCAGAAGGCUAAAGAGAUGCAGCAGCAGGAACUGGCUCAGAUGCGACAGCGAGAUGCCAACCUCACGGCCCUCGCCGCCAUUGGGCCGAGGAAGAAACGCAAGCUGGAGUCUGGAGGCGGAGCUUCAGGGAGCAGUGAGGUGACGUCAGGAUCCGGUACCAGCUCCCCCGCCUCCUCCUCCCGGCAGCAGCUGCGGCAGCGGAUCACCCGGGUCAACCUCAGGGACUUCAUCCUGUGUCUGGAGCAGGACCGCAGCACGGCUCGCUCUCUGACGCUCUACAAGGCCCUGCUGAAGUGACCAGCGCCCCGCUCCUCCAGCGGCCCGCGGCGCCCGCGGCGGUCC